AUGCAAAUCUUCACCUGCUUCACUUGCCGGUUGGUCUCUCGAUCUCGUCUUCGUCAACGGCUGGUCGAGCUCCAAAACGGCCGGCGCAAGUUGUCUUCCACUCGUUUCCAACAUCAGGAUUCACCCUCAGAGGUGGCAGGGUCGUGGUACUGGGACACCACUCCUCCGACCAAGGAGAACUUAGCCGCAGCGGCGCACUUUUUCAAAAAUCACAAGCCUUCGAGAGCAUGGACUGGGACUAAUUGGAAAACUUCGGAACCAUGGCGGCGCUCCUCAAAAGCCUCACAGCAAAACAUGCUAGUGCCAGAAGUCAUCUUUCUCGGCCGGUCUAAUGUUGGCAAAUCGACUUUGAUCAACGCCCUUACCUCCUCUGACCUGAAUCGAGUCGGUGCGACUCCUGGAAUGACUCAAGUCAUGGCCGCGUGGGCUUUGGCAGCAAGAGAUGACACAGGCGGGGCUGUAAAAGGAUGGGAUGGAGAUGUCAACCCCAAAGUCACCCUUGUCGACAUGCCCGGAUAUGGCUUUGGUAGCAGGUCCGAAUGGGGUGCCCAGAUUGUGUCAUACUUGAACAACCGGAGAAAUCUGAGAAGGGCAUUUCUGCUUGUCGACAGUGGACACGGCGUCAUGGCUGCUGACCGUCACAUGCUGGAGAUCUUCCACAAGCUCGGUAUCCCCUUCCAGAUUGUUGCAACAAAGUGUGAUCGAUUGAACUCGAAAGUGUCAGAGAGCGACAUCCGUGAAGCAUUGACUAGACUUCGCAGUCAGGCCAACUUCGAAAGCCAAUCCGCAUUAAUGCUGGGUGAAAUGAUCGCGGUUGGAUCGCUCGAGGACAUCGCGACUACGAAAGGGGCGAAUGAAAACGCCCUCGGCGUCAAGAAUCUGCAAUGGGCAAUUCUCAGGGCCGCGAACCUGGAAUGGUAUGCCAUGGAAAAAGCCGCGGCACACAAAGUCAUAGAUAAAAAUGCCUUGAGUCGCCCCAGUCCAAACGGCACCGAGAUAUCUCAUUUGAUCCAGGGAAAUGGAACCGACUCUGAACCUACACAGUUGACAGAAAGUGCAUCGAAAUCACUCCCGAAUCUCAGUCUACAGGAAUUCAUGCGCGAGAUCUUAGGAACUGGCUCGGAAGCAAGGGCCUCAGCAUCACCUGAACCUCAAGGCCACCGCGAGUCACCUCGAGUUUUUGAGUCUUUGAGGAAAUUUGCGGGACCCAAGUCUGAAGGGGCUAACCAGGCCGCAUCUUUGCACGAUCAACUUGAUUUUGUGUAUAGAGAAUUGAAUUCUCGAGGCCACCCCAAGUCCAAGGGCGCGAAUACUAUUCCCGAACAAGAAACGACCGCCCACGAAACCAUGAGUCUACCAUCGUCUAGGCCUGCAUCUCUUCCUUCUCCUUCUAAGGGAUCUACACAAGUGCCUGUUCACGGCAAAAGCGUCUCCCAGGGUAACGAUGCCCUUGAAGCGAUGUUCGUCGAGCCCUCUAAACCAUCCAAGUCGAAGAAACAACAGCAGCCCCAACCCAUUCAUCAACGACCUCAAAACCGCGCGGCAGGAGCACCGAGCUUCAGUUCGCUGGGACCAAAAACUUCUGCGCCCCAACCUACGCAGCAACAGCAACCUGGUUUUAUUGGGAAGGGCGUCUCACAGGGUUUGGAUGCCUUUGAAGCUAUGUUCGCCGAGCCGCCCAAACAACCGUCCAAGUCGAACAAAAAGCAACAACAGCCUCAAACUCGACGCCGCCGUCAGAGAAACUCGGGGCCCCAAAAUGAACCGCAGCCCCCACCUCGCGAAAAACCGGCUAUGAUGGGCAAAGGCGUAACUCAAGGCAUUGACGCUUUUGAAUCAAUGUUCUCCGAACCCUCCUCCGGCUCUGGAGGAAGUCCGAACUCGAAGAAGAGGAAGAGGCGGCAAUAG
This is a messenger RNA of Cladophialophora psammophila CBS 110553, 1908 nucleotides long. RefSeq lists its product as uncharacterized. Bases 1 to 1908 code for a protein of 635 amino acids. The record is from RefSeq and is a predicted model, not a curated record. Gene Ontology annotation, cellular component: mitochondrion. The transcript has a single exon. Lineage: Eukaryota; Fungi; Ascomycota; Eurotiomycetes; Chaetothyriales; Herpotrichiellaceae. Gene Ontology annotation, molecular function: GTP binding.